Messenger RNA from Plectropomus leopardus (leopard coralgrouper), 2564 nucleotides. RefSeq names its product carbonic anhydrase 10 (inactive)a (gene ca10a). Gene Ontology annotation, biological process: one-carbon metabolic process. The record is from RefSeq and is a predicted model, not a curated record. Gene Ontology annotation, molecular function: carbonate dehydratase activity; zinc ion binding. NCBI's taxonomy places the organism in Eukaryota, Metazoa, Chordata, Actinopteri, Perciformes, Serranidae.
GUGCCAGACCGGAGCAGGAGAACCAUCGCGGUCCGUUAGCGUGGAUACAACCUGUGCGGGAGUGCACAUUUGCUCGCGUUUGGAGUUUAUCAUUAUUACAUCACAGCUCAUUAUUAUCAACGUUUCCUUCCUUUGAGGGCAGAUCGAUAUCGUCUUUUAUUACCAACUUGGAUUGCUUUCAUGUUCUCCUGCUGUCUGCUUUGAGUUUUCAACUGAGUCUCCUUUCAGGACAUAUAUUCCCCGGUGCGUCAAAGCUGCGCCUUUUGGAGUUUCCUAUCGGCUUUUUCUCAGUGCAGGGAAUUUGUCUCCGAUCGCUAUUUUACCAUCAUGUGUGACUCUCCCUGGUGAGAACGUUACGGGACGCCCGCUCUUUUGAUUCGGCGCCGGAUGGAUGGAUGUGUCCGUUCCAGGGCGCACUGGAAUAAUACAGUGAACUGACAAGAGGAUCUGCGUUCUGCUCUGGAGUUCUGUUUUUCUCUCUCUCAUCGUCUCUGGGAUUGUUAGUGGGAACAUUUCUUCCUUCGGCUUUGAUCACCUGCUAUGUGUCUGGUGUGGAAAAUACCUGGUGGAAGGUGCACAGCGGGAUUCAGUCCGAGAGAAGAGGACAUCUGCAACUGAUAAAGCUCCGUUUCUGAUCGAUUUUUGAUUCUAAUCCGUGCGUAAUGUCCGUGGAAUGAAGACAGAGGAUGGAUAUAAUUUGGGAAAUAUUGAUUAUUCUUCAAGCCAAUUUUAUUGUCUGCAUAUCAGCGCAACCGAAUCCGCCGAAAAUUCACGAAGGAUGGUGGGCGUACAAGGAGGUGGUGCAGGGGAGCUUUGUUCCAGUGCCGUCGUUCUGGGGGCUGGUAAACUCUGCCUGGAACCUGUGCUCAGUGGGGAAGAGGCAGUCACCAGUCAACAUCGAGACCAGCCACAUGAUCUUUGACCCCUUCCUCACGCCCAUCAAGCUCAACACAGGCGGACGCAAGGUGGGAGGGACUAUGUACAACACAGGCCGCCACGUCUCUCUGCGACUGGACAAGGAGCAUCUGGUGAACAUCUCUGGAGGGCCAAUGACGUACAGCCAUCGCCUGGAGGAGAUCCGGCUACACUUCGGCAGCGAGGACGGCCAGGGCUCCGAACACCUGCUGAACGGACAGGCCUUCUCUGGAGAGGUUCAGCUGAUCCACUACAAUCAUGAGCUCUACACAAAUUACACAGAAGCUGCUAAGAGCCCCAAUGGAUUGGUCAUAGUGUCCAUAUUCAUGAAGAUUGCUGAGACGUCGAACUCCUUCCUGAAUCGAAUGCUGAACAGAGACACCAUCACGAGAAUAACAUAUAAAAACGAUGCGUAUCUACUGACUGGCCUGAACAUAGAGGAGAUUUACCCGGAGACAAAUAGUUUUAUCACAUAUGAUGGAUCAAUGACCAUCCCUCCAUGCUUCGAGACCGCCACAUGGAUCCUGAUGAACAAGCCGGUGUACCUCACUCGCAUGCAGAUGCACUCCUUGCGGCUGCUGAGCCAGAACCAGCCGUCUCAGAUCUUCCUGAGCAUGAGCGACAACGUCCGCCCGGUCCAGCCGCUCAACAACCGCUGCAUCCGCACCAACAUCAACUUCAGCAUGCAGGGCAAAGACUGCCCCAACAACAGGGCUCAGAAGCUCCAGUACCGAGUGAACGAGUGGUUGCUAAAGUAGCCUCCCUUGGAUGAGCAUGGAGACGAGUGUCAGAGAAGGAGAGCGGGACGAGGAGAGGGUGAGGAUGUGAUAGUGGGAUUUAAGGCUGCAUCUCAUCUAAGAUUAUUUCAUGGCAUUGUAUAAAGACAAACACUGGACAUUAUCCAAAUUAAGGAACUUUGUAUUGCGAGCAAAGAGACUCUACUUUUCAUACAUUGAGAACAGUUUGAGCCCUUGAUCUAACACAUGGUAACAAGCCCUUUCCCCCACUGUACGACUAUAUCUAUACGGACAUUUUGAUACCAAUACUUUUUUGGGAGAAAACCAAAAAAAGACACUUGGAAACAAACAAAAAAAAUAUUGUGGAAGCAUUUAUUUGAUAGCCUCCCAACCACUAGGACAACGUUGGGACUUUAAAGCCUUUGUACAUAAAAAAUGUUGCUAUCAAUGGGAAAAUCCAAGGACUAAGUCACUGCCCCCAUCCCGCCGGUCAAGACGAAGUGGUCAUCACGGUCCCACACGGACGUUUCAUUACAGUCACCAACAAGGCAUGCAAUCAGCAACCGAGAGGGAACACAGCCUUACCUUGUCAUUUUUCCAAAACUAGAGUCAUGUCAUGGGAGACGAGCAAAUAUUUACAGGCUUUCUUAUGGCCUCAGAACAACCAGUGUCUUGGCCUCGUUUGUACAUAUUAUAAUUAUCAAUACUGCAGAAAAAUGAAUAUGUAAAGAAAAGUAAUGAAUUCAAAAGAUAUAUUAAGAGGAUUUAAAAAAAAAAAAAAAAGACAAAAAGUUGAGAAUUUUAAAAAGCUUGGCGCACUUUGAAUUCUGGAGCAGUUCUCAGUCUGAGCUGAUGCCUUUUUUCUGUUUUAUUGUUUACAAUGGUCAUACACUGUGUUUGAGUAAUGUUAUC